AUGCUCAAUUCUGAUUCCCGCCGGCGUGGUGCAUCGGAGUCACUGAAAAGACACGCUUUUCCGGUCAUCCAAGCAAAAUCCACCAAAAAAGAGUCAAUCUUGCCAGAUAUCAUCUACACGGCCCUGAAAGCGAUAUCCAAGGUAUCGGAGGGGUGUCCGUUCCCGCCAAUCGUGUUCGCCGCACAGCUGGCUGUGGAUAUUUGGGACAAAGUCGUCGAGAUCAAACAGAACAAAGCGGGGUUCAGGAAUUUAGCGUAUGCAGCAGGCGAUACUAUCAAAACUAUAUGGGAUGAACUCGAGCGGCAAGUCGACAAAUCCGGAACGAAGAUAUCGGACUCUUUCGCGCAGAGUGUCGACGACUUAUCAAGGGUCGUUUCGUCGAUCCACGACCUUGUGUGCGACUACGCGGGGCGCGGGUUCUUCCAGAGGCUGUUUUGCGCCAACAAUGAUCUGGGAUCCAUCGCGGGGUUUCAGCAAGAUUUAGAACAGGCGCGAAAAAACUUCGAGCUAGUGGCGAUGGUCGGCAUCCGAGCCACAGUCGAGCGCAUCGAACAUAAUCAGCACCACCCGUCUGGCUCCUCGCCGGCCCAAGGACCCUUUGCCAACAUGACCGUGCAUAACACAGGUGGAGGCACGUUCAACAAUGUCGUCGGCAACCAGUACAACGAUUUUGCGACAGCUAUAUCGUCACGGGGGAACCAUACGAAUCCGAAUCCGAAUCUACGGGCUAACUCAGGCUCCGCGUAUGGCAAUGGCGCGAAUUGGCGGCGGCGGGGCGAGGCUAUGAGGGUGAAAGGUGGGCUGUACGCCUUCCCUCUUAGUAACACGUUCGGAAAACUGACCAUAUAUGACUUUGACAGUACAAAGAAAGCACGCUCGAUAUAG
Molecule: messenger RNA, 885 nt
Organism: Pleurotus ostreatus (oyster mushroom)
Lineage: Eukaryota; Fungi; Basidiomycota; Agaricomycetes; Agaricales; Pleurotaceae
Exons: 4
Coding region: 1-885 (294 amino acids)
Biological process (GO): cell surface receptor signaling pathway
Source: RefSeq, a predicted model, not a curated record